Anopheles cruzii is the source of this 758-nucleotide messenger RNA. RefSeq names its product cytochrome c-2. Gene Ontology annotation, molecular function: heme binding; electron transfer activity. The coding region runs from base 180 to 506 and encodes 108 amino acids. The record is from RefSeq and is a predicted model, not a curated record. NCBI's taxonomy places the organism in Eukaryota, Metazoa, Arthropoda, Insecta, Diptera, Culicidae. Gene Ontology annotation, cellular component: mitochondrial intermembrane space. The transcript has 2 exons. Gene Ontology annotation, biological process: mitochondrial electron transport, cytochrome c to oxygen; mitochondrial electron transport, ubiquinol to cytochrome c.
AAAGCGAUACAAAAGGAAAAUGGUUCGAUUGUUUUGAUACGGUCGAGUGAGUUUUAUUGGGUGUCUCGAAGCGAUCUACCGCCGACCGAAUCAUUAGUGCUCGGACCGCGUUGCUUGGCGUUUCUAGAAAAAGGAAAUUUGCGUGAUAAAAAGAAAGCCAAAUCCACCCGUGAUUCAGAAUGGGCGUUCCAGCUGGUGAUGUUGAGAAGGGCAAGAAGCUGUUCGUGCAGCGUUGCGCUCAGUGCCACACCGUUGAGGCCGGUGGCAAGCACAAGGUGGGCCCGAACCUGCACGGCAUUAUGGGCCGCAAGACUGGCCAGGCAGCUGGAUUCACCUACACCGACGCCAACAAGGCCAAGGGCAUCACCUGGAACGAAGACACCCUGUUCGAGUAUCUGGAAAACCCGAAGAAGUACAUCCCUGGCACGAAGAUGGUGUUCGCCGGUCUGAAAAAGCCGCAGGAGCGUGGUGAUCUGAUCGCCUACCUUAAGUCUGCCACCAAGUAAGCGGACCGUGAGGUUCGGUGUUCCAAACUCAGCCAAACCAGCAGCAGAUACACCCCAAAAAGUGGCGCGCUACGUAACAAUCAGCGUCGCAUCAUUCGGAACCAAGAAAAAAAAAUAGACAAGCCAUCAGGCGUUACAGCACAAUAUCCUUCUCCAUCAGGAUAGCGUCCCCACCCGAUUAGGACAAUUUCUAUGUAAAUCUAUUUAAUUUAAUUUAUGCUAGAAUUAAAAUAGUCGGACAAAUUCGAACAA